ACAUACUCCCCGGACACACAGUCUAACAGUCGCAUCGUUCGGAUCUAAAUUAGGAACGGCCUCGACAUGCGCAGGCGCAGUCCCACACGCAAAUCAAAACGUAGUCGUAGCUCUUAUUUACAUCACCCGGAUUAUAUCCGUGAAAUCCAGUUUUAAAAUGUUGAAGUGAAGUGCUCAAAAUGAAGUUUACUAUUGACAUACUCGGAGUGUUUUUGAAAAUUGUAAUAAGGAUAAACAAGUCCCAAUUUGCACCGCUGGUGGUGUCAACAUUGUUCAUCCUACUGACGUCACUGCUGGCCCACUGCGCGAGAAGACUGGUGCAGAACUUAGUCAAGGAACCAUUUGUACGACUGCUGUUUGAAGAGGCAAUCGCUGCGGCCGAGCUAUGUGGAUGCUGCUUUGAACUGAUCGUUGUGGCCGACAACUUUGGUGUCGCGACAUAUGCCGUAUUUCUGUUUGCGCUGACGGUGUGGUGGUCUCUCAACUGGGGAGAUGCUACAGCAUGUCCUUACACACAUCUAGAAGAUAUCAUUGAAGGUAAAGGUGAUAUCCGGCAAGCUCUACUUAAAGUAUGGGCGGAGUUAGCAGGAGGAAUGCUUGUGUUCAAGUAUGUACAACUGUACUGGGCUCUCGAGAUUUCGGACACACACAAAGACAAGGCUAUUGAAGAUUGUACAGCUGAUUUACAGGUUCCAGUGAUGUACGGUGCAAUAGUGGAAGGUGUAGCAACGUGUAUGUGUCGGAUAGCUUCAAGGGCCCUGGGUGACAUCAAUCCUAGGUUCGCUACAGCAAUAGACUCCUUCAUCGGUACUUCACUCGUGGUUGCUGCCUUUGAUUACUCUGGCGGUUACUUCAAUCCAGUGCUAGCUACGUCACUGAAGGCAGGCUGUCACGGUCACACUCUGGGUGAGCACGCGCUAGUCUACUGGGUUGGCGCAUGCGCAGGUUCCAUCGUGUCUGUCUACAUUUACAAACUACCCGCAGUUCAGCAGUACGUGAAAGGGCCGGUAGAAGUGAACGGUGACAGUAUUUGGGCGGGGAAAGAAGAUUGAUCACAUUUGCACCUCUGUAUCUUUAUACUGCUAUCUCAUUAUGUAAACAAACAAAAAACUAUCUGUCUCUUAGAGGACAAGGCAGAGAUAACAGACCUGCAGGGGCGGAUCGAUAUGAGGGGUCCUUUGGAUAUAAUUGGUCCACAGCACUUAUUGAAGAUGGGGAUACCAAAAAAUAUACAAACCCGAUUGAUUUAUUUUGUAUCUCACGGUUGCAGUGUUUCCGAGUCAUCUUAAUAAAUAAAAUAUUUUAUUUGCCUCUUUUUUUAAUAAAAUAGUAUUGCGACAAUAUAUCAAAAAUUAUUUGAUUAAUUAUGCAGGCCCCGAAGUGGACUAGGGCCCCAAAAAGUUACAAUCCGUCCCUGUCGAGAUCUGAAUUUGACACCUAGUCUUGCCGUACUCACCUGGUUCUUCUCUCAUAUCAACACUUCCAUUAGCUCAAGACUGUAUUGUAACAAAAUCAACUCUAGAGACAUUUAUCUCUUACUGGGUUGCCGGAUGCCUCAGUUUAUUGCUUAUAUUUCCGUAAAUUGAAAAGCAACUUCUAUAUAUUGCUCAUUAUCGCCUUCAAGCAUUCAUUAUAAAUUCAACACAAUGUCUCCGUUUAAUGGUCAAGUUUUAUGAACAGCAAUGGUCAUAUAUUAUGACAAUAAUUUUAGUGUGUAAUAGUUAUUUAUGCAACUGUUGUGUUAUAAGGAGUAUUAAAAUACGAAUGUGGGUGGAAAUAAUAGUAUCAUGAGUGUUUUCAUACCUAAUUAUCAACAGUUGCAUACAAGACUUUAUCUUGACCCAUAAUAUGAAUCCUCUAUAAAUGAUUCUGAAACAGUUAGCUUACUGCUAACAUUAAAAAAGCCAGUUCUAGUAACCAUUUCAUCAUCCAAACGAGUGUUGUAUUGAAAUGCAGUAAAACAUUACAACACUCGUUUUUAAGAAAUAGAGUGUUGUAAUGUUGGUAAUAAGCUGUUAGAAUAAGUAAUAGAGGAUUUAAAGCAUGGGUGUAGAUAAAAUAUUUUAAACCAAUAUCAUAUUCUAGUCACACCAGUAUUAGCAUAUUAUAUUUACAUGUCUCUACUUCUAACACAAGGAAUACAAUCUAUACGUUGCAGCGUACAUUAUCUUUUUAUUUCUCCAUUGUAAAGGCCAAUUUAGGUCAUUGUCAAGCUUAGAUAAUGUAUAGAUAGAGCCUCUUGACUCUUAGGCAACGCAUUACAACGGACCAGGUUUAUUACUUAAGUGUGCAUGAUAGCUACGCCUUAUACUGGCGAUACGUUAGUCACUUUGUUAUAGUAUGCGUACUUUGCGUUACUGAAAAUAGAGGCUAACAGUUCACCGCAAUUUUUUUACGUGUUUGUAAGCUCUCAGAGUAUAAAUUAUAUUAGUUGCCAAGCAUAGAUUACAGAUUGAUUGAAAUCCAAAAAUAUACAUAAGCUACGUUUUCAUUUUCGAACGAAUAACGAAUUAUUUCUAUAUAAGUACUCAUUGUUUAUAUACAUUUCUGUUUCUGUCAAAAUACUGCAUUCAUUGUUAUGUUUAUUUUAAUUUUAAUUGAUAAAAAACUCUGUUAUGUUUAGUUAUUUACACUUUUUUAUUGUUUGAUAAAACUAAUAAGAUAAGUACUGUAUGUGCUUUGAAUGUAAAUAAAUUUUUUAAUUGUU
This is a messenger RNA of Leptidea sinapis, 2707 nucleotides long. It is a transcript of the gene AQP, whose product is annotated as aquaporin-11. The coding region runs from base 180 to 1052 and encodes 290 amino acids. Lineage: Eukaryota; Metazoa; Arthropoda; Insecta; Lepidoptera; Pieridae. The transcript has 7 exons. The record is from RefSeq and is a predicted model, not a curated record. Gene Ontology annotation, molecular function: channel activity. Gene Ontology annotation, cellular component: cytoplasm.